CACGUUUUCGAAGGCGAAGGCAAAGCCUUCCUACUUAUAUAUAGCACAAAGAAAGCAGAGCACCACCAUUCCAUCCCCCAAUUCAUCCAUUCCAUCCAUGGAGCUCCUCUCUCUCGCUCUGCUUCUCGCCAUUGUCCUCCCCAUUGCCCUCGCCAUUUUCGCCUUCAGAGGCCGCUCCGAUGCCGGCUCCAACCUCCCCCCCGGCAACUUCGGCUGGCCGGUGCUCGGCGAAACCGUCGAGUUCCUCUUCGGCAAGCCCGAAAAGUUCGUCGGCGACAGGAUGAAGAAGUACUCCCCGGACAUCUUCAAGACCAACAUCCUCGGCGAGAAGACGGCCGUCAUUUGCGGCCCCAACGGCCACAAAUUCAUCUUCACCAACGAGCAGAAGCUCUUCACCUCCUUCCGCCCCCACCCGAUGCAGCGCCUCUUCCGCUCCUACAAGAAGGCCGCCGCCCCACCUCCGCCUCCCGCCGCCGGCCAGCCCCUCAAAGCCGACGUCACCCAGGUGAUCCGUACGCCCGGAUUCUUCAAGCCGGAGGCUCUGAUGAGAUAUCUCCCGAAGAUGGAUUCCAUCUCCCAGCAACUGUUGCAGACUCACUGGCAAGGGAAAGACCAAGUUCUGGUCCAUCCUCUCUCCAAGACCGUCACUUUGACGCUCGCGUGCCGUUUCUUUCUCGGCAUCGACAAUCCGGAGAGGAUCGCCCGCCUCGUCGACCACUUCGACGCCAUAACUCUGGGCAUGCAUUCCAUCAUGUCCAGUUUUCCGGGGACCAUCUUCUACAAAGCGGAGAAAGCGGCGACGGCGAUCAGGAAGGAGCUGGUGACUGUGAUCAAGGAGAAGAAGGCCGCCAUGGCCACCGGAGCUCCGAUGCAGGACAUCCUGUCUCAUAUGAUUGUGGCAACUGAUCCCACCGGAAAGUUCAUGCCGGAGGCCGAGAUCGCCGAUAAAAUGAUGGGCUUGCUGGUGGCCGGGUACAGUACGGUGGCCACAGCCAUCACUUUCUUCAUGAAGUAUGUGGGCCAGAGCCCAGAAAUUUACGGCAAAGUCCUCUCAGAGCAAAUGGCGGUGUCGAAGGCCAAAAAGGAAGGCGAAUUGCUGGACUGGGACGACUUGGCGAAGAUGAAGUACUCAUGGAACGUCCUGUCUGAAGUGAUGAGACUGGUGCCUCCUCUUCAGGGAACCUUCAGAGAGGUUCUCGCCGAUUUCACGUACGCCGGCUACACUGUCCCUAAAGGCUGGAAGGUGUAUUGGACGGUUAGCACGACGAACAUGAACCCAGAGUACUUUCCCAACCCAGAAAAGUUCGACCCCUCGAGGUACGACGACGGCCCGGUGCCGCCACCGUACACGUACGUUCCGUUCGGCGGCGGGCCGAGGCUGUGCCCCGGCAAGGAGUACGCUCGACUGGCAGUGCUGAGUUUCGUGCACAAUGUGGUGAAGAAGUUCAGGUGGGAGGUGGUGGUUCCCGAGGAGAAGGUUUUGGGGGACAUGAUGCCGACGCCGGAGAAAGGCCUGCCGAUUCGCCUGCAUUCGCAUUAGAUUAGAGGACUACAUAAUGUUAAUGGUUUACUGAAGAUUGUCAAUUUUGGGAAAGUGGUGGGACUUCUUACCCUCCCUCCCCCUUUACAUAGUUCAAUAUUCAUGGUCUUUGGAAUAAAACGAGAUGUGUAUAAAAUAGUAUAAAUCAGUCCAAACCAAGUCAAUUUUCUUGUUCCAUGUUAAUUUUUACCUAAAUUACUCAAUAAUUCAUCGUUUUUAAUGGUCA
Molecule: messenger RNA, 1766 nt
Organism: Diospyros lotus (date-plum)
Lineage: Eukaryota; Viridiplantae; Streptophyta; Magnoliopsida; Ericales; Ebenaceae
Product: beta-amyrin 28-monooxygenase-like
Exons: 3
Coding region: 98-1540 (480 amino acids)
Biological process (GO): sterol metabolic process
Molecular function (GO): heme binding; monooxygenase activity; oxidoreductase activity, acting on paired donors, with incorporation or reduction of molecular oxygen
Source: RefSeq, a predicted model, not a curated record